UAGCUCAGUGGUUGACAACGGGGCCUGAAGCUGUGACAACAACGGCUUUUGGACUGUCAUAUGUUGUCUUUCAAAACAUCAUUUUACCUUGUUUGGAUUCAUAUGUAAGACAGGUCAGACAAAUGAAGUGACAAGCAGGAUAUGAUGUCCUCGUUCCAGGUGGUGGGCUCUUCGCCCACCAGUGGCAUUGGUGUCAUGGAAACAUCAAACUUUGCUCAUGUUAUCUUCCAGAACGUUAGGAAGAGUUUCCUGCCCCAGGAGGCACUGGAGUGUCGCUACACCCUCACCUCCUACAUCACCCCCAACCCCAAAGACUGGGUGGGCAUCUUUAAGGUGGGCUGGAACACAGCGAGGGAUUACUACACGUUCCUGUGGUCUCCUAUGCCGGAAAACUACCAACCUGGAAGCACCGUACACAGGGCUGUGGUGUUCCAAGGGCACUAUGUUCCCAAGAGUGACGGGGAGUUCUAUCAGCUCUGUUACGUCACGCACAUGGGUGAUAUCAGAGGCGCCAGUACGCCUUUCCUGUUUCGCCCGGCCACGCCCACCGAGGACUGUCUCACCGUUACCGAGGACGACAGCAACUCAGACAUACUGGUGGUGACCACCAAGAGCAGUGUGCUGGAGCAGCGUGUAGAGGAGGCACAGCAGGAGCGCAGGGAGCUGUUGACGAGAAUGCAUCACCUUCAGGAGGAGAAACAGCAGCUGCAGGAGGAGCACAGGAGGCUGCACAGAGAGAGGGAGCAGGAGAGGGAGACGUGCUACCUUCUACGCACGCACAACCAGGAGCUGCUACGCUCCUCCCAGGGCCUGUCAGAGGAGAGGGGGGAGGUGAGGAGGAGGCUGCAGGAGGCCACAGACCGGGUCAGACAGCUGGAGGAGGACCUACUGGGAGUCACACAGAGGGGACUGCAGAAAGAGACCGAACUGGACUGUCUGAGAGACAGGUUGAAGAAGCUGACAGCAGAAAGAGACAGUCUGGAGACUCAACUGAAGAACGAGAAGGACGAGAGGGACCUCUACAAGGGCCACCUGCGCAGCACGGAGCUGGAGAACACCAAGCUGAGUGCAGAGCUGCAGAUGCUGAAGGCUGUGGAGCUCAAUAGAGAGGUGACCAUCGCUCAGUUCCAGGAAGAACUGGACAGGCUCCGAGCCUGCGUCACUCAGAAGGACCGCCUGGAGAAAGAGCUGCACACACACGCUGUCGACAAGGCUGAGAUGGGUCGUCUGAGGGAGCAGCUUCGCCAGUGUGAAGAGCAGCUCCAGGGAUCUCGCCAGCAGGCCGCCAUGUUGGCGUCGGAACUCCGUGACUCAGCGAACGCCCGCGAUCGCACCAUGACCGAGCUGUACCGCGCCCGCCUAGAGGCCGACGCCCUCCGUGCCAGCCUGGCCGAUGCCCAGGCCGAAUGCCGGAGGAUGGAGACGCAGUUGGACCACAUGAGGACCACCUCCCAGCAGGAAGUGGGUGUGGGGACCUCCAGUGAGGGGGGGUGUGUGGUGUCUGAGGCGGAGGCUGAGCUACAGAGAGAAGUGGAGGAGCUGAAGCUGCGUCUCCACAUGGCCGCUGAGCACUACAAGGAGAAGUACAGGGAGUGUCAGCGGCUCCGCAGACAGGUGGCCAAGAUCAGCGAGGCCCAGGGGGAGGAGCGGGGUGACAUGGGAAGAAACGCUGCCACUGAGAAGACACAGGAGCCACUGACACCCAGUCCAGAGUCACCUACAGAGAGCAUGAGCAUGAAGAUGGAGAGUUGGGUGGAGGUGGAGAAUGAGAGGAAGAGUGCUGAAGAGGUGGAUGAGAGGAGUGUGGAGGAUGAGGGGAAGAGUGUGGAGGAGGUAGAGAAAGAACAGACUCGUUCGGUGGAGUUGGAGCUGGCGAGGAUGGAGGAGAAGUGGGCGGAGCAGUGUGCUAUCAACGAGACGCUUAAGCAGAGACUGGCCAAUGAGGAGGAGCGAUUCAGGAUCCAGAUGGUAGAGAGGGCCAUGGAGGUGACAGAGCUGAAGGAGAGUCUGGCUCAGGCCCUCAGAGAGAAGAACCAACUCAAGGAGGAGCUGCAGCAGUGUCAGGGCCGACAGAGGGAGCAGGAGGCUGAUGGUCAGGGGUCAGAGGUCAAACAGCCUGUGUUGCUGCGCUACCCACUUCCCUACCCCCAAGACCCCUCCCCACCCCCCCUGGUACCCCAGAGACCUGCAGAGCUGCAGUACGGGAACCCCUACUCCACCGACAACACUCGAGACGGGGCAGACGGCGCCCUGUCCCCGGAGCAGAUGCUCCGCCCCCCUCCUGAGGCCCCUGGUGCGUGCGCCCCUCCGGCCACCUCCCCGACCCCGUGUGCAGGUGCAGACUGGGAGAGAGAGGUGGUCUGCAUCCAGCCCUCCUCCUCACGAAGCAUGAGCCCCCCCGACGGACUGGAACACUCCCCCGAGGAGCCACGCAAUGUCGGUGAUGGGGAGCAGCCUGCCUGCAAUCAUCAGGCCAGCUUCUGUUUCGACCCCAGUGGUGAGGUCCACAAGCGCUGUCCGUUGUGCGAGGUGAUCUUCCCGCCCCAUUUUGAGCAGCGUAGCUUUGAGCAGCACGUGGAGAGCCACUGGAAGGUGUGUCCUGUGUGCUCUGAGCAGUUCCCCCUCCACUGCCAUCAGCAGCUCUUCCAGAAGCACGUGCUCACACACUUUGACGGCCAUGUGCUAAACUUCGCCAACAUGGAGUAGCAGGGCAGAUGGGGGUGUGUGUGAAAGGGAAGGUUUGGAUUAAGGGAUGUAAAGAAGAAUAAAGGAACAUUUACUCAAAUGGGGGUCGAGAUGAUUUCAUUCAAAUUUAACUCGGACCAAGAAGGGGGAUUCCAAAUCAAGAUGAGAAAAAUCAAUGGGAGUAAAUUGCACUUUAUGUUGUAAAUUGAAAUUAAAUUAACUCCAGCCCUGGCCUCACACACUUCCACGAGAACAUGCUACCUUUCAAAAACAUCAAGGAGUGUGUGUAUAACUUUGUAUAAGGGGGAGUUUGUCAGUUUAGGGAAAUUACAAAAAAAAUAUGUUUUGCGUGAGGUUUCGGAGCCUUGGAGCUCUUUGGUUUUGUCCCAUGUUGAUGAUAUCAUCACUGCAUGUGUUUAGUAUCUGUAGGAUUCAUCUGCGUUAAUCAGCCUGUCAAUAGUAGCUACUUUACAAGACUUCAUUUUCUGUUUCUGUUCCCAGUCACAUGUAGAAACAGGUGACAUCCAGGGAUGGGAGGGAGAGUAGGAUCAGGUGACAUCCAGGGAUGGGAGGGAGAGUAGGAUCAGGUGACAUCCAGGGAUGGGAGGGAGAGUAGGAUCAGGUGACAUCCAGGGAUGGGAGGGAGAGUAGGAUCAGGUGAUAUCCAGGGAUGGGAGGGAGAGUAGGAUCAGGUGAUAUCCAGGGAUGGGAGGGAGAGUAGGAUCAGGUGACAUCCAGGGAUGGGAGGGAGAGUAGGAUCAGGUGACAUCCAGGGAUGGGAGGGAGAGUAGGAUCAGGUGACAUCCAGGGAUGGGAGGGAGAGUAGGAUCAGGUGAUAUCCAGGGAUGGGAGGGAGAGUAGGAUCAGGUGACAUCCAGGGAUGGGAGGGAGAGUAGGAUCAGGUGACAUCCAGGGAUGGGAGGGAGAGUAGGAUCAAGUUGCCCCUAGACACUAAUGGUCAGUUUUGCGUUUUCCCUCUAAUGGUUAAGGUUAGGAUUUGGUUUAUCUGAUCCUGCAUCUGUGGGUUGGGGAAACUUCUACCGUGGAGAGGGGGGGGUUAGGAUCUUGGGAGGAGAUAUGUGGUCUUCAAGCACCUCCAGCCCAAUGUACAGUAUGAGUCAAACUCUUGUCAGCAAAAGACGUCAGACGGUUAAUUAAAAAUAAUUAGCACUAUUGUUUGAAUUUGACAAUGUAUAGUGUGUGUGUGUGUGUGUAUGUAUGUGUGUAACUGGGUGGUUCAAGCCCUGAUAGCUGUGCUAUAUUAGACCGUAUACCACAGGUAUGGCAAAACAACUAUUUUUACUGCUCUAAUUACGUUCAUAACCAGUUUAUAAUAGCAAUAAGGCACUUCAGGGGAUUGUGAUGUAUGGCCAAUAUACCAAGGGCUGUGUCCAGGCACUCCGCGUUGCGUCGUGCAAAAAGAAUGACCCUUAGUCGUGGUGUAUUGGCCAUAUACCCCCUCGGGCCUUAUUGCUGAAAUAAAAAUAUAUAUAUAUGAGAAGUAGAACUAUUAUGGAGAAAUGUUUCAAUUGCUGUUGUGACAAUGUUUUAGUAAUGACAGUGAUGUUUUACUUCCUGGUCUCCAUUCACUGGAUAGGCUAAUAUUCUCCUGGCCAUUCUGCUUCAGUUGAUUGGAGGGAAGGUAACUGGAAAUAUGAACGCUAUAGAAAACUACUGGACUCUUGGCUAUGGACUCUUUCACCGUGUUAAGAUUCUAACGAUUGCCAUCUUUACUUCCUUUGUUUGGGUCAAAGUAAGUUUAUUUUGCGCGUGUCUCUUGAUUCCUGUCAUCUACUGUCAGUCUGAGAUUUUACUGUUCUUUCAAUGUGACCACAGUGCUGUACUUUUGGCUUCAAAAGUUGCACACGUGUGUCUGUCAUGUCCAAAUGCGGCCCUUUGAAAGUGUGUGGGUGUAGGUUUGUAUGUGAGCAUUAAAAAUAAAGUACGCUUGUCAAAUGGA
Messenger RNA from Salvelinus namaycush (lake trout), 4645 nucleotides. RefSeq names its product tax1-binding protein 1 homolog A-like. The transcript has 18 exons. Bases 142 to 2706 code for a protein of 854 amino acids. The record is from RefSeq and is a predicted model, not a curated record. Lineage: Eukaryota; Metazoa; Chordata; Actinopteri; Salmoniformes; Salmonidae.